UUCUUUUUCCUUUUUUACCUUCUUUGAUGACUAUUGUCUUCUUCUUCUUUUGUGUUUCUUUGAUGAGUUAGUUGCUAAGAGCGUGAAUUGAUUUUUUGUUUUGGUUUUAUUUGCUUCCUUCGAUGGCGAAUGUUGAAGAUGAUCAAUUGUACAUGGAGCUAUGGAAAGCUUGUGCAGGGCCACUUGUGGAAGUGCCUCGAUGUGAUGAAAGAGUUUUCUACUUCCCUCAAGGUCACAUGGAACAGUUGGUGGCUUCAACUAAUCAAAGAGUCGUUGAUAAAGACAUACCAAUAUUUAAUCUUCCUCCAAAGAUACUUUGUAGAGUUCUAAACGUCAUGUUAAAAGCUGAGCAUGAAACAGAUGAGGUUUACGCUCAGAUCACAUUACAACCUGAGGAAGAUCAGCAAAGUGAACCAACAAGUCUUGAUUCACCUAAAACAGAAUCUGCUAAACAAACUGUUGACUCCUUUGUUAAGAUUCUAACAGCUUCUGAUACAAGCACUCAUGGUGGCUUCUCUGUUCUUCGUAAACACGCCACUGAGUGUCUUCCUUCACUUGAUAUGACACAAACUACACCAACUCAAGAACUGGUAGCUAGAGAUCUCCAUGGAUAUGAAUGGAGGGGUAAAACUGGUGAUCUACGAGUUGGAGUGAGACGUUUAGCUAAGCAACAAAGCACAAUGCCUGCAUCGGUUAUCUCGAGUCAGAGUAUGCAUUUGGGGGUUCUUGCUACAGCUUCUCAUGCUUUUAAUACAACAUCUAUGUUUGUUGUCUUGUACAAGCCGAGGAUAAGCCAAUUCAUUAUAGGUGUGAAUAAGUAUAUGGAUGCUUUGAAGAAAGGAUUUGGUAUUGGGAUGAGGUUUAGGAUGAGGUUUGAAGGAGAAGAGUCACCUGAGAGAAUAUUUACUGGUACUGUUGUUGGUAGUGGAGAUCUAUCUCCUCAGUGGCCAGCUUCAAAGUGGAGGUCAUUGCAGGUUCAAUGGGAUGAGCCAUCUACAGUUCAGAGACCAAACAAGGUCUCACCAUGGGAGAUUGAGCCUUUCUUACCAUCCACGCUAACUUCAUCGCCUACUCCACCACAUUCAAAGUCCAAACGGUCUAGACCCAUUGACUCAUCAGCUUCAGAAAUCACUGGGAGUCCUGUGGCUUCUAAUUUCUUGAGCAGCUACCCUAAGAGCCACCACGAGCCUAGUCCUUCACUCAAAUUGUUGUUUCAAGAUCCAUCAAGUGAAAGAAACUCGAACAAAACCGAGGUUCCAGCCACAAGUAGCUGUAGGUUAUUCGGAUUUGAUCUCAAGAGCAAGCCUCCAAACCCUAAUGACAAGCAAGUAAUAAGCGUUGAUUCAAAUAACUCUGGUUCUACCAAAUGUCAAGAUCCUAACUCGUUGAACUCGCAAAGCAACAAACAUCGUCAACAAGAAGCCGAACCAAGUGAGUUAGAGAAAAUGUUUGAGAUUGAAGGAGAGCUUAGGACUAAAGACAAAUGGGCUAUUGUGUUUACUGAUGAUGAAGGUGAUAUGAUGCUUGUUGGAGACGAUCCAUGGAAUGAGUUCUGUAAAAUGGCGAAGAAGUUGUUGAUAUAUUCAAGUGAUGAGGUCAAGAAAAAUGAGCUCAAAGUCAUUGUUGGAUGA
Molecule: messenger RNA, 1631 nt
Organism: Eruca vesicaria subsp. sativa (arugula)
Lineage: Eukaryota; Viridiplantae; Streptophyta; Magnoliopsida; Brassicales; Brassicaceae
Source: the annotation of a GenBank genome assembly